AUGGCGACUGACAAGGUUUUCGCUCUGGGGGAAUUUGACGACGUCGUCGUCCGCAACUCCAUCCUAUACUGCAUGUUUCUCUUCAACGACGUCCUCGAUGUUUCCAAACUGUGCACUAGUCUGAACAGCUUGCUGAAGCAAGAGGGAUGGCACAAAAUUGGGGCAAGAUUGAGACGCAAUAAACAGACCGGGGGUCUCGAGCAUCACAUCCCCGUCGAAUUCACCGAAAGCCGUCCAGCUUUCAAGUUGUAUCAAUCCCAACAUGCCAUGGGUAGGGCAGAGCACCCCAUUGCAUCACAAUUGCCACGGAUGAAGACACAGCCAACCGUCAUGAUGGACCCAAACAAGUUCCGCAGCCUGUGGGACAACCCCGACAUCCCAACAAAGAUGAGCCACUAUCUGGAAAGGGACGAGCCGCAGCUCAGCCUGGUGAUCGUCUCAUUUGACGACUCGACCGUCAUGACACUGGUUUGGUCCCAUACCUUGUUCGACUUCAUGGGCAUGGGUGAGAUGCUGCGCGCGUGGUCAUUGACACUGCAGGACCGGUCAGACAACGUCGAGAAGCCGUAUCCCGUCCAAGAGAACCCCUUGACCGAUCUGGGUCGUCAACCGACCGAGUUGCACAAACUCCACCAGCUCCAGCUACUGGGGGUUUCCCUGCUCCUGAUUAGCAUUCGAACCUUGGUGGAGAUUUUCCUAUACCGGCAGCAAAGCCGCAUCAUCUGUGUUCCGGCUCGCUAUCUACAGACGGUUCGUGAGGAGGCGCUCGAUGGACUAUCGGCCGCUAGUAAAGGCCCCGAGAAGCCGUUUGUAUCAGAAGGCGAUGUCCUCUUCGCCUGGUGGGCGCAGCUGAAUACCGCGCACUUGGCAGCAGAUUCGAGCAAACCCGUCAACCUGACCAACGCACUCGGAUGGCGCCCUACCUUGCUGCCCCCCAACAGGCCAUAUCUUUGUAAUGCCGUUGGCUUUGCCCAUUUGUUGAUGCCGGCAAGGGACAUUUUGAGCAAGCCACUCGGCUUUGUAGCGUUGCAAAUCCGUCAAUGCAUCGUCGAGUCGCGCCGGCGAGAGCAGAUUGAAGCAUACGCAUCCAUAUGGCGGAAAUGCUUUGCUAAACUGCCUCCGCUGUUUGGUAGCGCCAACAUGCACGUCGUCACUUGCACAAACUGGACCCAGGCGAGAGUGUUUGACCUUGACUUUUCCGCCGCCAUUGUCCCAUCCCGCCUUGACACGACGCGUCCCCCUACUGAGCGAGGGCGACCAUGUUAUGUGCAGUGCUGCUUCCACGGCGCCAUUCUUUCCAACGUGCUCAUUAUUCUUGGCAGAGACUUGGCAGGAAACUACUGGCUUUCCGCCUCCACCACGAGACGGCGCUGGGGGAGAAUAGAGGCCAUCAUGAAUACAUUCAAGGACGGCAUAUAG
Messenger RNA from Metarhizium brunneum ARSEF 3297, 1419 nucleotides. RefSeq names its product Acetyltransferase BOT5 (gene BOT5). Lineage: Eukaryota; Fungi; Ascomycota; Sordariomycetes; Hypocreales; Clavicipitaceae. The record is from RefSeq and is a predicted model, not a curated record.